Messenger RNA from Penicillium manginii, 519 nucleotides. Its product is annotated as cystathionine beta-lyase. The record is from RefSeq and is a predicted model, not a curated record. Gene Ontology annotation, molecular function: cystathionine gamma-synthase activity. NCBI's taxonomy places the organism in Eukaryota, Fungi, Ascomycota, Eurotiomycetes, Eurotiales, Aspergillaceae. Bases 1 to 519 code for a protein of 172 amino acids. Gene Ontology annotation, biological process: transsulfuration. The transcript has 2 exons.
AUGCCCGCAUGGGAUGAUGUUGUUCAAUGGGCCGGUCGAACGCCGGCGAUUGUGAACAAGCUUACAGGAGGCUACCCACGCUUGCCGCGUUGCUCGAGCAAUGAACUCACGCCAGAAGAACUCAGAUGGGCUUCAUUCGAAGCCGUGAUUUACCCUCCUGACAUUCACUCUGAGUUCCUGGCAUUCUGGCGUGAAAGUGGUGAAGGAAUUUCAAGUCGCCAUGCAGAGUACGUUCUUUCAUUAUUGGAACAAAUGACGUACAGAGAAAAGGGAAAGGACUCCCCGUCCCCUGCAUCUGUGUCAUUCUUACCGGGAGCAGCCAAGCUUGAGUGUGGCGAGGAGGCAAAGCGACACAUCAGGUCUUUCAUUGCAGAGCUCAUGACAAACGAAAAGAGCCCAAAUGUGAUGUCGCAUGACGUUUUUCUUUUUCCUUCUGGGAUAAGUGCGAUUUACGCAGUUUCCCGGGCUCUGAAAACGACCAAUUUGAACAGAUCGCAAUCUGUUGUUGUUUACGGGUAG